Messenger RNA from Penicillium samsonianum, 2040 nucleotides. RefSeq lists its product as uncharacterized. Gene Ontology annotation, molecular function: acetoacetate-CoA ligase activity. NCBI's taxonomy places the organism in Eukaryota, Fungi, Ascomycota, Eurotiomycetes, Eurotiales, Aspergillaceae. The coding region runs from base 1 to 2040 and encodes 679 amino acids. The record is from RefSeq and is a predicted model, not a curated record. The transcript has 3 exons. Gene Ontology annotation, cellular component: cytosol. Gene Ontology annotation, biological process: lipid metabolic process.
AUGGCAAACCCUACGAAGAGCGACGCUCUCAGGCCUCGUCCCAUCUGGGAGCCCACUAUCCCUCAAGACCAAAUACCCAUGAACAUCUAUCGUGCGCAUAUCAACAAGAAAUUCAACCAGCAGCUUCGAUCCUCUCAUGAUCUGCAUCAAUGGUCCGUUGAGAAUUUACAAGAUUUCUGGACAGACCUCCAUGGCUAUACGGGAAUUAUUCCACCAUUGCCUCCGACAGUAACAUCCGCAUUUGAUCCUAGCACGCCAAUGGAUAAGGUGCCCAAAUUCUUCCGCGGAGCAACUGUCAACUAUGCGGAGAAUGUUAUGUCUGGUCGGGACUUGAACAAGACAGCUCUUGUUGGAGUUCGAGAGGGCCAGGAUCUAGGUGGGGAGGUGUGGACAUGGGGAUUGUUGAGGGAGAAUGUCAGAAAGGCAAGGAGUGCUUUGCUUCAGCUCGGUGUUAAAGAAGGGGAUCGAGUUGCUGCUAUCAUCUCAAACAGCGUCUGGUCGGUCGGUAUGUUCCUGGCAACUGUGAGCAUCGGCGCGAUUUGGACUAGUAUUGCGCCGGAUUUGGGUGAAGAGGGCUGUGUGUCACGGUUACAACAAGUCACUCCGCGAAUUCUCUUUGCAGAUGCCGAGUCCACAUGCAAGGGGAAAAUGCGAUCGAAUGUUGUUAAGAUCCAGAGUAUCGUGAAGGCAAUGCAUUCAAAGCCACAGGUGUUUUUGAUUCCUAUCACCGGCGCCCAUGAGCCGAAAUUCCCCGGUCUGGAUCAUUUCUUGUCAAUGUCACGGCGUGAGGACGAGAUAGAGUUCAAAAGAGUCUCCUUCUCUCAUCCACUCUAUAUCUUGUACACCAGCGGUACCACCGGUCAGCCAAAGUGCCUAGUGCACAGCCACAGCGUUAUUUUGCAACACAAGAAGACAUCUGUACUGCACAACUCUUUGACUUCCGAGGAUGUUGUUUUCCAGUACAGCAGUACCUCAUGGGUCUUGUGGAAUGUCAUGGUCGGUCACCUCUCCGUGGGUCCGACUCUGAUUCUGUACGACGGAUCUCCAUUGUGGCCCAGUGCCAAAGGACUGGCAAAAGUCGCGGAGUAUCAUAAAGUCUCUUACUGGGGAUGCUCUCCUCGCUAUCUCCAGGAGCUCGAGAUGACCGGCUGCAUCCCCAAGAACGAGUUCAACCUAUCGUCCCUCAGAAUGGUGCAGACGGGUGGCUCUCAUCUAGGCGAAGACCAAUACCACUGGUUCUACCGCACAUUCCCUUCGAGUGUUCAUCUCACCAGUGUAACAGGCGCAACAGACUUGGCGACUUCUUGGAUUGGGACGGACCCUGCAGGUCCACUAUAUCCUGGAGAGAUCCAGCUCCCUAUGCUUGGACACGACUUGGACAUUGCGGAUCCUGUCACGGGUGAUUCCAUCAAGACCACUGGGAGACAUGGCGAGUUUGUCUGUCGCAAACCAUUCCCAUCAAUGCCAGUAUUUUUCUGGGGCGAUGAAGAUGGAUCGAAAUACAAGAGCGCGUAUUUCGAGAAAUUUGAAAAUUGUUGGGCUCAACACGAUUGGGCGAGUUAUAACCCACAAACGAAAGGUUGGCAGAUUCAUGGAAGGAGCGAUGGCGUCCUGAAUCCACAGGGUAUUCGUUUUGGGUCGUCCGACAUAUACUCAAUCACCGAAUCGGCUCCUUUCAACUCGGUCAUCUCAACCACUUUCUGUGUCGGACGUCGACGACCCCAUGACUCUGAUGAAGUUGUAUUUUUGUUUGUCGUCAUGCAGUCUGGGAAGCCGUUCACGGGCAAACUUGCGGUGGAGCUCAAGGAUGCAAUUCGCAAAGGCUUGAGCAGUAAGUAUGUCCCUCGCUUCGUGAUCGGAGUCAAAGAAGUUCCUAUGACGGUGAACGGUAAAAAGGUCGAGACAUUGGUAAAGCAGGUCAUUUCGUCUGGUCAGAUUCCCAAGACUAUCAGCAGCACCGUUGCGAAUCCUGGGUCUCUGGAUCACUUCAGGCAGUAUUAUGGUCUUGAUGUCCAAAAGGACAAUAGAGGUAAGCUAUAG